AUGUGCAACACCAGCUGCUACUUCGGCUGCCAGGCUGCCUGCUGCGUGCCUAGGCCCUGCCAGGCGUCUUGCUGUGUGCCUGUGAGCUGCCGGCCCACUGUGUGCAUGCCUGUGUGCUGCAGGCCCACUGUGUGUGUGCCUGUAAGCUGUAAGCCUGCCGUGUGCAUGGCCCCCUCCUGCCAGUCCUCCGGGUGCUGCCAGCCCUCCUGCCCCACCCUGCCCUUCAGACCCGUCUCCUGUAGCACCCCUUCCUGCUGCUGA
Messenger RNA from Manis javanica (Malayan pangolin), 261 nucleotides. The record is from RefSeq and is a predicted model, not a curated record. Lineage: Eukaryota; Metazoa; Chordata; Mammalia; Pholidota; Manidae.